AUGGAUAAUGAUACUACAGUGUUUUUUCUCUUGGAAUUUUCAAAUAUAUGGGAACUACAGCUUCUGUAUGCAAUGGUACUUUUGUUUUUAUAUUUGAUUGCAUUAGCAGGAAACUUACUCAUUAUUUCUGCAGUUGUUUUGGACUCCUGUCUUCAUAUCCCCAUGUACUUCUUUCUGACAAAUUUAGCCAUUCAGGAUAUUGGUUCUGUUUCAGUCAUUGUCCCCAAAGCUGUUUUCAAUUCAGUAAUGAACAUCAAUAGUAUUUCUUAUCCCGAAUGUAUACUCCAAGUGUUUUUGUUUGUAUUCUUUGUAGACUCUGAUAUUUCUCUUCUUACUGUCAUGGCAUUUGAUCGGUAUGUUGCCAUUUGCAAUCCUUUACAAUAUGAGAUGAUAAUGAAUAGGGAGGUUUGUACCAAGAUAAUUAUUAGUGUUUGGAUUGUCAGCUUUCUCAAUGCUGUAUUAAACACAGUGGGAACUUUCAUUACUCCUUUUUGUUCUAAUAUGGUCAAUCAGUUUUACUGUGAAAUCCCACCUCUACUUAAACUUGCCUGCUCAGAUUUAUAUGUAAUUGAAACUGGAAUUGUAGGAUUUAUUUUUACAAUAACAUUUGGUUGUUUUGCUUUUAUCAUUGUUACUUACAUUCAGGUCUUUGUUGCUGUUUCAAAAAUCCCUUCUGAUCAGGGAAGAAAAAAGGCCUUCUCCACUUGCUUCCCUCACCUUAUAGUUUUUUCUUUAUUUUUAUUUACAGCCUCACUUGCUUAUCUGAGGCCUCAGUCUGAGAAACAAUCAAACUUUGAUAUCAUUGUUACAAUAAUGUACUGCAUUAUUCCACCUAUGUUGAAUCCAGUAAUCUAUAGCAUGAGAAACAAGGAUAUUAAGGUUUCUCUUUCAAGAAUUCUGGUGAAAACACUGAGUUCCUUGGCUUUUGAAAUCUGGUGGUUCUUCUCCAGCUACCAAGCCCAAGCAGCUGAUCCAAGAAUGCUGGAUUUCAAAAGCCAAGGAGCUCAGUGCUACAAGGAGAAGAAGUGCCAGGAAGCCAUUGGCAAGUAUCACAGUGCAUUGCUGGAGCUGAAGGGACUGUUGCUGGCCCAGGAAGACUCUGAGGGCACCACUUCGAAUGCCUGCUUUAUGGGGGCCAGCAGCCUGGCAAACUCUUACAACAGCUUAGCAGGCUCUUUAAAUUUGCAAAAAGGGUCCUCUGAGAAGGAUGGAUUUGCAGUAUUAAAAAAGAAGACAGAGAAUUGUGAUUUAAUGACUGAUCUAUAUACUCUACCAAUUAUCUGA
This is a messenger RNA of Thamnophis elegans (Western terrestrial garter snake), 1284 nucleotides long. Its product is annotated as olfactory receptor 14C36-like. Lineage: Eukaryota; Metazoa; Chordata; Lepidosauria; Squamata; Natricidae. The coding region runs from base 1 to 1284 and encodes 427 amino acids. Gene Ontology annotation, molecular function: G protein-coupled receptor activity; protein binding; olfactory receptor activity. The record is from RefSeq and is a predicted model, not a curated record. The transcript is spliced from 3 exons. Gene Ontology annotation, cellular component: membrane. Gene Ontology annotation, biological process: G protein-coupled receptor signaling pathway.